Molecule: messenger RNA, 3786 nt
Organism: Peniophora sp. CBMAI 1063
Lineage: Eukaryota; Fungi; Basidiomycota; Agaricomycetes; Russulales; Peniophoraceae
Source: the annotation of a GenBank genome assembly
AUGGGGCGAUUCAGCACUGACGACAACCCACGGCCGCGAAAGCGUUACGCGAGCUCCAAGAGCCACGGAUCCUUCCUAACGAAUAUCACCAACCCGAAGACUUCUGCGACUACGUUCUUCACACCGACGCCCAAGAGUUCGGCAUCGACCUUCACCUUCUCCCUUCCAGCGUCUCUAGCAGCACUUCCAAGGGAUGACAACUAUCUGUUACGGCGGGAGGAUAAGGACGGACGGUUGGCUGUGUUGAACGGCGUCUUGGCUGGACUUGGUGAGGAGAAGCUCGCAGCCGCUUUCAAGACUCCUUUUCACGGUGUAUCUCUGGACGAUGCACCUGCGAGUAGACCUACUACACCCACCGAUACCGGUUUUACGCUAAGCGCUGGCGACGGCGAGCCCAGUCGGGAUGACGUGGACGCUCCGAUCGGGCCGAAGGAGCCGAGCAUAACCAAGCGUAUCCGCAAGUUAUGGGAUGAAUGUCCUAUAAUACCUUGGAAGUUCAAGUGGCGAGAACUCUACGUACGCGAACACAUACGACGGGAUGGGCGCGCAGAGGCAUUGGGGUUGAAAAAGUGUCCACACUGCGGCAACGAUGGGUUUCCAGAGUAUCGCUGCGAAGAUUGUCGAGGCGCGGACCUCUGCAAAGAAUGCAUCGUCUUCUGGCACCGAUACUCCCCGCUGCACAAGAUAGAGCGUUUCAAUGCUUCAGGUUUCUAUGAGCGAGUCAGUGGAGCUGACCUGGGCAUUCGAGUUCAAGUGCUCCAUAGACCGGGCGACGUCUGCAAGUUCCGCACUCUUCAUUCCGUGGAAAGGUUCACGAUCAUCCAUACCAAUGGUAUCCACAACAUCCCCGUUGACUUCUGCAACUGCGAAGCUGGACAAGACAUUCCAUAUCAUAUCCAACUCUUGAGGUGGGGUCUAUGGCCUGCUACAUGCUCCAAACCCGAGACCGCGACAACAUUCGAGGCUUUGGAUAUGUUUUCGCGUCUGUCCUUAUUGGGCCGACUGAGUCUAUACGACUUCUACCGAGCACUGGAGGCUGCGACAGAUGGUGCAAUGAUUCGAGGGAUUGCGUGCGUGAGGGAGCAACUGGCUGACUGUGUACGGCAAUUUCGUCAUGUCAUGAUGUUCAAGCGGGCUGGUAGGGGUCAUGAGCCUGGUGGGAUCGCGGGAACACCUCCAGGAGCAUGCGCGGUACCAUGUAUCGCCUGCCCGAACCUCAAGCUCAACAUGCCUGAGAACUGGGCGUCGAGACCAUUUCAGUGGCUCUACCGGGUUAUCCUGGCAGUCGACGCAAACUUCCGAUUAUCGAAUAAGCUGGUUGGCUCGACCGUGCGGGACCCCAACCUUACGGAUGGCGGAGCUUACUUGGCUCCAUGGCAGGACUACGCGCGGCACAUCAAGAACACUAUCAAAGAACUCGCACAGAAGUCAACCUGUUCACGCUUCGCGGCCCUUGAAAUGGCUGAUACGAGGGGAGGGAAAGGUCAGCGCUCGACCGGAGUUGCUGGUGUUGUCUGUGCGCGCCAUGAGAUGGUACAACCUCUGGGAAUAGCCCCGCUGCGCAAAGGGGAACGCUAUGAGAGCGUGGAUUGGGCGCUCUGUGGCGCUUUGUCACACAUUCACGCCCCCGAAGUCACAAUAUCAUAUGAUAUCGUCUGCCAGUACUCUGUCAAUCUCGGAACCCGCCUCGCUCGAAUCCUUCCGACGAGCGUCAUCUGGCCGGGCGCUCAGGUCUUUGCGAAGCUGGCUAGUGCAGGCAACAUAUCAUUCGUCGUCCCUAAGUUUCACCUUUACGCUCACAAGGUGUGGUGUCAGCUCCGAUACGCCUUCUUGUACCUACGCGGCGUAGCGAUGACCGACGGGGAGGCACCCGAGCGUCUAUGGUCCAGCGUCAACUCAGCUGCGCCAAGUUUAAAAGAAAUGUCACCAGGAGGGAACAACGAUGUGAUGGACGAUAUAUUUGGCGCAUAUAACUGGAUGAAAACGUGCACUAUUGGCUUGUUAUUACGAAGCAAGAUGGAUCGUGCACUACAUGACGGCCGCGCUCAAACUGCGACCCAAACAGACUUCACCGCGGCGCUGCGAACAGAUCACCCUGUAGAACUCGCCCAGACCGAGCUUGACAUUGGCACUUGGGACGUGUGCGAUAAAUCUCGGACCCCGGAUACAGAGUGUCCUUACUAUGUCAAAAAGCAGCGGGGAUUAUCGAUUCCCCAGAUUGCGCUGCAAACGGAGGCAGCCAAACGCGUCAUCGACUAUCACUCUGUGCAGUCCGGCGCCGACGACCCACUUUCCGCCUGUAUCGAGCUCGGCAUGGAGAUCGAGGAUGAGAGGUUUGCGCAUGCGCUACAAUCUGAUUUCGUCGCAAAUCUUGAUCGCCCUUACAGGGCCCGUAUAGCUUCACAAUACGACGGCGAGAGCGAGACCAGUAGGACGUCGAUACGAGCUCGGAUGCUGAAUGGCCUCACGGAUAUGAUUCUACGAUUCCGCGUCGCGCAGAAGCGCGCUAUGCCAUCAACAUACGCUGCGCUCACCGACGAGGACCUGGAUAUCGAGGCUAGCACGGCCAUGAUAGUUCGACUAUGCCUGCCUUCCGAUCCCGCAGACGGAAAAGUCUCGUCUGUGUCCUCUGCCGCCAGAGCUGCCGAGGCUAAGCUCCGCUGGAAAGCUCUGGAAGAUACGCUCGAGUCUCUCACCAGCCAGCUUCUUCUCAAAGGGUGUCUUCAAAAGCACCGGAUAGCCCAUUACACCGGUCAACGAGCAGCCACUCGCGCGCAAACAACCCAAGCUGCCGUAAACUCUAACAUCAGGGCAACCGCGGAUGAUUACAAGCGUCACUGGAGCGCCUACCUCGCGUUGGAAGGAAAGGGAUCUUGGCAGAUGGAAAUGCGAGAGUUACGUGACUCGGACUGUCGGUGUCUGGGCGACAGAAUGAUCGAGCAAAUGGAGAAGAUGUCGGCUGCGAAAAUCGAGGAUUUCCUUAGCGGGCGAGCCAAGCCGCACAACUCGGGCGAUACGGCGCACAACGUACCGUGGAUCUGGUACAACUGCAAGGAGAAAUCCGUUCUAGAGAUCACUGAUGAAUUGAUGCGAGAAUGGGCUAAAUCUCGCGCGCGCGCCCAACACUGGCUUCAGGAGGUGCGACUGCUCGAUGCUGAGAUGCAACGCGCGAUUGACUCCAGUGAGGCAAUCGCCCGAUUGUGGGACGAACGCCGGGAUCGCGAAGAGACCAUUGACCUAGGCGAGGGAUAUGCGUGGGCGAGCGAUGCAAGUUAUGUAGAUGGCAAGCGGGCAUAUGCUUCGAAGCAGGCGUUCAUACGGAGAGCGCAGGCGACGAAGUGGCGAAAAGAAUUCGCCGGUAUGAGAAAAGAGGCGGCGUGGUUUUUGACCACACAUACGGAGGAGGGUAUCGCCCUAGACCCCGCAACGCUUCUUCCACCUGAGGAGAUUGCCGAGAUGCAGCGUCUUGCUCACGCGAGGAGCGAGAGGCGUACAGCGGUUAAGCGCAGGGGGAAGUACGCAACGGCCGAGGAAGACGACCAUUACGGAGACGAGGACGCUGAGGACGCGCCGGUGGUCGCGGGAGACCCACGCGAUCAAGACGAUGGCAGGUCAAACGGUAUCGCUGAUAGUGACAAUCUACCACGCCGUGCGACAGCCGUCGGCGGCGUUCACCGCCGGGGAGGAAAGGCGGCGAAGAGCGCGAGAAGGGGAGGCCGGUCCAAGCGGGGUGGCCACUCUGAUGGUAACAAGGCGUCGAGCGGACGAGGGAAGCGCACUAGGUGA